Guyanagaster necrorhizus is the source of this 957-nucleotide messenger RNA. RefSeq lists its product as uncharacterized. Gene Ontology annotation, molecular function: protein binding. The transcript is spliced from 4 exons. Lineage: Eukaryota; Fungi; Basidiomycota; Agaricomycetes; Agaricales; Physalacriaceae. The record is from RefSeq and is a predicted model, not a curated record. Bases 449 to 856 code for a protein of 135 amino acids.
AGGUCGACUGCUCACCAUCGAGCUUUCGAAUUCCAUAUUUUCUCUGAUUUAUGAUGGACAUUAACACCCCUGAAUUAAUUUGGGAAGCCACAGGGAGCACACUUAACUGACUUACGUUGGACCUGAAUUCUCGAAGGACACCAGCGAUUCUAAGGGUGCUAGAGAGGAACCCCUGCCAGGAACGAGUUCUGCCAGUGGGAACCACGAACCAUAAUAUGUAUCUUAAUGCUGACAGCCGCUACGUCGCACUAUUCCAACACGUCGUCUUUCACUUCCCGCUCACCCUUCAAGUUGCUUCGGUUACAAAUGUAUCUGAAGUAACAGACAAAAGCGACCGAGUUGAAAGCGGGAUCUUUCUCGGUUUUCUUACGAAUCCCGUGGGGUCCAUAUAUAGGCGGCAUCGAGGGUUUCUCCUGUUCAUAAGUACCCAGGCAACAUCCCUAGCACCAUGAGUUCUUCUCCCGUGCUCAACCUCACAUCCGUCUCUGGAGGCUUUCCUUUCCAGACGAAACAAAUUUCUAUGGCUGGGAAAGUCAAAGUACUUUUAGGCGCUGUAGAAGGCAGCGCUACCACCCGCAAAGCCGGCUCUACCAAUGGGUAUUUUGCACCAAAGUCCCAGACCUCAGAUUCUCCUCUCACUCUGAGUGUCAAUCAUGCUGAAGUUUGGCUAGAAAACGGUCGUAUAUAUAUUCGAGACCUGGACUCCCCCUUCGGUACCUUCGUAAAUGACGUCAGAAUCGAAAGCAAUUUUGCUCUCAAGACAGGAGAUAUUUUAGUGUUGGGAAAAUUUUUGAUUCGCAACAUGAACACUCCGGCUGACAUCACGGACGACCCAGUUGAAGUGUAUUGUUGCUAAAGUAACUGUGGUCGGUUCUGAGGCUUGAAAAGGAUAUCGCUUGGACUUUGCUUAUGACAAAGUUCAAAUCGCUCUCUCCACUCGCAGAAGAAGCGCGUUAC